AUGCAUAUCCUCCUCACCAAUGAUGAUGGCCCUCCGUCGCCUCACUCUUCCCCUUACGUCCACUCCCUCGUCCACCAGCUCGAGCAAGCCGGCCACGUCGUCUCCGUCUGUUUGCCGCACACCCAACGCUCCUGGAUCGGCAAGGCGCACAUGAUCGGCCAGACCGUCAAGCCGCUGUAUUACCGCCCUUCCAAAGAGGGCCUCUUCGGUACUGAGGGCAUUACCUCAACGCGACCCUCAGCCAAUGGUGCCCAAGACGAGUGGAUUCUCGUCGAUGGCACCCCAGCCUCAUGCGUGCAGAUUGGCCUGCACCACUUCUUCCAGGAGCGCGGCCCCAUCGACCUUGUGCUCAGCGGGCCCAACUACGGCCGCAACACGACGGCCGUCUUUGCACUGAGCUCGGGCACGCUGGGCGGCGCGCUCGAGGCUGCCGUGUGUAAGCGCAGGGCCAUUGCGUUAAGCUAUGCAUUCUUCUCGCGGAACCACGAUCCCGUCAUUAUUGCGGGUGCAGCAAGGCACUCAGUCAAGGUCAUUGAGAAGCUGUAUCAGCAGUGGCCAGCCGGGGAUGAGGUGGAUCUGUACAGCGUCAACGUACCGCUUGUCGAGGGCGUCGAGACGCACAAGACGUACUUUACCAACAUGCUGCAGAACUACUGGCGGGACGGCAGCUGCUUCCAGGAGAUUGAUGGAGAUGCUGGCGACGAGGAUGAAGAGGAGCAGAAGAUCCGUGAGGGAGCGGGCGGCGAGGCACAGGGCGGCGACACGAGGAAGAUCGAGACCGGAAGUGCCGGCGGACACAAACACAAGCACUUCAAAUGGGCGCCCAGGUUCACUGAUGUAUACCAGAGCGUUGAGGAGGCGCCACCUGGCAACGAUGGAUGGGCCGUCAAAGAGGGCUAUACGAGCGUGACGCCCCUGAAGGCCAAUUUCUGGCAUGCUUCUGAGCAUCUACACCAGAAGGAGCUGAUUCUUGACAAUCAUCAAACUGAAGGGUCUGCCGAGGAGCAGGCGGCGCCUUCGACCAACCUCCCCGUGAGGAACACCACCGUGGUUCCAGAACAGUCAACCAAUGCCGUUCCGGAUCCAAAGUUCCACGCCGUUAUCAACUAUGAGGAUCCGUACGUCCAGCCCCUAAUCCUCAAGGCCAUGGAGCGCCUCUUCCCGGACGCCUACUGCUUCCUCCCGGUACCCUCUGAAUCCACCCUUGGGGCAGCAAUCCCGACCCCAGACACCAAAAUUCUACACAUCGCGCAGUACGAAUCCCUCGACUUUGACCACGUUGCCUCGCAUCCGUCCACGACCCUCGUGAAUAGUUACAUCAUUCGCAAGGCGCUCAUCCGGAAGCACUAUCUGUCGUCAACUGUGGACCACUGGGUCGCGAAGCACCCUGAUUCUUCCUUGAAAACCCAUGUCAAGCGAGGGGACCACUUUGAGGUCGACUACGCCGAGUUCCUAGACGACGCGCUCGUCGAGGCGUUUGACCUGCGAGAGAGCAUGGACAGAAACGAGAGCAUCGAGGAGGAGGACAAGAGGGAGUGGUGGAUCUUAAAGCCGGGGAUGAGCGAUCGUGGGCAGGGGAUCCGGCUGUUCAGCUCGAUGGAGGAACUGCAGGGCAUCUUUGACGAGUGGGAAGAGGAGAGGCCAGACAGCGACGACGAAGACGAAGGAGCGGAGGCGGGGGCAAUGGACCAGAGCGCAAAGGGAGACUACAUCACGACCUCGCACCUCCGCCACUUCAUUGCCCAGCCCUACAUCCACCCGCCAUUGCUCCUGCCGGGCGACGCGCGCAAGUUCCACAUCCGCACAUACGUCCUCUGCGUCGGCAGUCUCGACGUCUACGUCUACCGGCCGAUGCUGGCGCUGUUCGCCGGAAAGACCUACCGUGCGCCGUGGGAGGACGCGGACCUCGACGGGCACCUGACGAACACCUGCCUUCAGGGCGGGCAGGAGGACCCCGCCCUGCCGGCCGUGAAGCAGUUCUGGGAUCUCGUCUCGUCGGGGGCCCUACCCGCGGAGACGGCCGAGGGCGUCUUUGCGCGCAUCUGCGACGUCACGGGGGAGAUCUUUGGGGCCGCCGCCAGGGAGAUGACGAUCCAUUUCCAGCCGCUGGGCAACGCAUUCGAGGUGUUCGGCUUGGACUUCUUGGUGGACGCCGAGGCAAGGCCGUGGCUGCUCGAGGUGAACUCAUUCCCAGACUUCAAGCAGACAGGCGGGGACCUGAAGGGGGUCGUCAGCGGGUUCUGGGAGGAGACGCUCAGGACGGCUGUCGGCGGAUUCUUUGGCGUUGAGGCCGAGGGUAAUGCGUCUGGUGACAUGGUCCGCGUCCGACGGGUUGAACUGGGGAGGCGGUGA
This is a messenger RNA of Colletotrichum navitas, 2352 nucleotides long. RefSeq names its product 5'/3'-nucleotidase sure. The record is from RefSeq and is a predicted model, not a curated record. Gene Ontology annotation, molecular function: hydrolase activity. The transcript has 3 exons. The coding region runs from base 1 to 2352 and encodes 783 amino acids. NCBI's taxonomy places the organism in Eukaryota, Fungi, Ascomycota, Sordariomycetes, Glomerellales, Glomerellaceae. Gene Ontology annotation, biological process: protein modification process. Gene Ontology annotation, cellular component: P-body.